AUGGCCAAUGACAGACCCUUCUCAGACAACAGCAACCAGAUGACGAACUCGAUCAAUGAAACCAACGAUUUUCGGACUGGAUUUUUGGCUACUUCAGACCAAAGUUGUCAUCCUCCGGCAGGUUUGGUUCUCCAAGAACAAAUAAAGAAAUUGAAUCUAGCAUUGACUACACAAAAGCUUAAGAGUCAUAUGAUGGAAAUGAUGCAAAAUCAGUUAAUUGCAUCUUCUAAGGGGGAUAAUAAGCCACAAAUUCCUCAAAUCACAGCUGGACCAACAAGACAUCAAUUUCACUCUUCUUCAUCUAAAGAAAAGAAAAUUAAAGAAGAUGAUCAGGAUGAUUCCCAGGAUCCAAUGGAUUUUAAUGACAAUGAGGACAUGGAAAUGCAUCUUGGAGCAUUCCAUAAUUUAGAAGGCUUGGACUUUGAAAUAAUUGUUAAAAUAGGGGUGAGCUCGGAGCCCAAAGUUUCAACAAAAGAAUUCAAAAUUGGAGUAGCCUCUGGUAUUGCUCCAAAGCCCAAGGCUUCCCCAGGAUUGGGGUUUAGGACCAAAUCAAUGAAAUUGGUUGCAACCCUUCCUCUUCCCAUUCCUUUUCUUCUGGGGCUUCUUAGGGGAUUAGAUGAUGGUGCUUCCAAAGCUCGAGCAGCUCUGCACCCUUUAAGUAGUUGA
Ilex paraguariensis (yerba mate) is the source of this 666-nucleotide messenger RNA. Lineage: Eukaryota; Viridiplantae; Streptophyta; Magnoliopsida; Aquifoliales; Aquifoliaceae. The record is from the annotation of a GenBank genome assembly.